Messenger RNA from Spirometra erinaceieuropaei, 738 nucleotides. NCBI's taxonomy places the organism in Eukaryota, Metazoa, Platyhelminthes, Cestoda, Diphyllobothriidea, Diphyllobothriidae. The record is from the annotation of a GenBank genome assembly.
AUGCACUUCCAAUCGUGCGUAUCCACAAUCAUUGCUCACGAACUUCUGUUCGCCGACGACUGCGCCCUAAACACCACCUCGGAGGAGGGGAUGCAACGGAGCAUGGACCUAUUGUCCGCCGCCUGCGAGAACUUCGGUCUGGUCAUUAACACGCAGAAGACGGUGGAAAUGCACCAAACGCCACCCAACUCGGCCACAGCCCCCAACGCGCCGCCGCAAAUCAGCGUGAACGGAACCCAACUGCAGGUGGCGGAGAACUUCCCGUACCUGGAUAGUACUCUCUCCCGCAACACCAAAAUCGACGACGAAGUCGCCAACAGGAUCUCAAAAGCCAGUCAAGCCUUCGGUCGCCUCCAAAGCACAGUUUGGAAUCGUCAUGGUCUUCAGCUGACCACGAAGCUAAAGAUGUACAAGGCCGUCAUCCUGCCGACACUACUGUAUGAAGCGGAGACUUGGACGGUGUACGUAAAGCAGGCACGUCGUCUGAACCACUUCCACCUCAGUUGUCUUCGUCGCAUCCUGAGGCUGAAGUGGCAGGAUCGAAUCCCCGACACGGAUGUGCUGGAACGGACGGGAAUCCUCAGCAUCUACGCCAUACUGAGGCAAAUUCAGCUGCGCUGGAGCGGCCACCUGGUGCGCAUGGACGACGAGCGACUACCCAAACGACUCUUAUAUGAGACGUCGCGACGGGUUCUCGCCGUCAAGGAGGCCAGAUUCGCCGUUACAAGGAUACCCUGA